UGAGAAGUGAGGAGCGCUGGACCGAGGAGGAAGCAGUGCGCAGGCGGAACCACAGAGAGGAGGUCGUGACGAGGAGGGAAAUUUAAAAAGUGCGGACUGCCGCUGACAGCACAAACUGACAACCGAGGGUUAGCGAGUCCGUUAGCGACAGAAAAACAAUUCACAGCUCACACAAGCUGCCUGGAAACACAAGAGAAGAACACGUGGUUGGUCUGUAAACGAGUAUGAACGCCUCGCCCUCAGAAUGGAGACUUAUAUCGACCAGAUUUUAGACUCACCCUCCAAAAACAGUUACAUUGGGAGCUAUUACCAGCCUCCAGACAGGAUAGUGCCUGUACCAAGACAGCUGGAGUUCUCUGCCCCCUCAGCCUUCAGCAGGGACCCACAGAUCACCAGUCCGCAGGGGUCUCAGACCAACCCUAACAUCGACAGCAAAGCUGUUGUUGAUGCACUGAAAACCCUCCAGGAGAAAAUUCGGCGAUUGGAGCUUGAGAGGAAAGAUGCAGAGAAGAGCUACCAGCAGUUCUCCCAUGAUAUUCAAAAGCAGCAGCAGCAGGAUAAAGCAUCUUACACCACGUCCAAUCAAGGAGCAGCUGGUCUGCCUGAGACCAAUAACUCUGGCAGGCGAGAGCUGGACUCAAAACUGCAGUCUGCAGAGGCUCGCUGUAAGAGUCUUGAGAAGCAGCUGGACUACAUGAGGAAGAUGGUGGAAAAGGCUAAGAAAGAGAGGAAUGUUGUCAUAGAGAAUCAGGCUUCACUGCAGAACGAGCAGCCGAGCAGCUCAAACACCCAAACUCAGCAGGAGAAGCUGGAGAAACUCGAAUCUGAGUAUCUCAAAUUGAGUAGAACCCAAACAGUGGCAGAGAUGAAACUUGCCAUUCUGGAGCAAAGACUACUGAAAGAAGAGCAGGAGCGUAAACUUGUGCAGGAGAAAGCGGACGAGCUGCAGAGGGAACUAAACUUCAGCCUUCAAUUGUCUGUGCCAACUAAUGAAGAGAUUAAGCCAAAGAAAAGGACCAAAAAGACCAUCAAGAAAACCCCUAAACAGAAUGAGCUGUCAUCACCAAGUGGCCUAAUCCGCAAAAAAAUGCCCUUUGUUGCAGGAACAUCAAUUAGCCCGAGCCAUUCUGUCCACGCCAAUGUGCAGAGUAUCCUCCACAUGAUGAAGCACCACCAGCCCCAGCUGUGUGAGCGAGUUAGUGCUCUGCAAAGGUCCAGCUGUGGAGCCAAGAAAAGCCUCCAAAAGGACUUUGCUUCAUCUUCCGACAGCCUGUCUGAGCAAACAGAUCAGUCACUUGGCUCACUGUCAGACCUGCUGUUGGCUCUGCAGGACGAGCUAGGACAGAUGAGCUUUGAGCAUCAGGAUUUGGUGCGUCAGAUCGACAACACCCGAAAUCGGGAGCAAAGGCAGGAACUGCAGAGCGAACUGGAGAGGCUGGUGGCCAGGAUGGAUGAGAAGGGAGUCCAGAUCACGAAGCUCCGCAAACACCAGCAGACAGUGCACAAAUUGACCCAGAGUCAGUCACAUGCUGAGGAAUACGCGGCCAAGAAGUCGCCACCUGCUCCUUCUCUUGUUAAGGCUAAACAAAAGAGAAAGAAAGGUGGGGCCAAUAACAACAACCUGCAGCUUCUCCGAGACACCCAGAAAUUCAGGAGCCGCCUCAAACAAGACGACCUCUCCUGGGAAACGUGAGAUUCUCUGCAAGACUGUUCUGUGUGCAGGCUUUGAUCCUACAGCUGGACGAACAACACAUGCCCCCUUUGGUUCUUUUGGGUUUGUUUUCCUCCUUUGUUCAAAUGAAACAAACGAAAGGAGUAGGAAUAAACACUUUUACACAGGUAAUGAUAAUGUGUUGAUCAUAAAACAACACACACAAUAAGCAUUUGAUUCAAAAGACACCUUGCACAUACGGCGUCCUGCAUAAGUAGAGGUAGUUAAUCAUCGUGACUUUCACCGAUUAAAUAAUGAUGAAGUUUAUCUUGUCUCAAAUGAAGCUGGGUUAAUCUAUUUUAAUGAUUUAGAUUUUUAAUAAAGUUUAUACUCUUUUACAUAA
Messenger RNA from Paralichthys olivaceus (Japanese flounder), 2054 nucleotides. RefSeq names its product centrosomal protein 57, like 1 (gene cep57l1). Lineage: Eukaryota; Metazoa; Chordata; Actinopteri; Pleuronectiformes; Paralichthyidae. Gene Ontology annotation, molecular function: identical protein binding; microtubule binding; gamma-tubulin binding. The record is from RefSeq and is a predicted model, not a curated record. Gene Ontology annotation, cellular component: centrosome.